AUGACCAUCCUCUAUUCUAUCUGUCAAGUAAGCUCAAACAUCUCGAAACAAAUUUGUCAACAUCUAUCUAUCUAUCUAUCUAUCUAUCUAUCUAUCUAUCUAUCUAUCUAUCAAAUAAUUCUAUCUAUCUAUCUAUCUAUCUAUCUAUCUAUCUAUCUAUCUCCUCUCAGACAUUUUUUAUUAUUAAUAUCUAUCUAUCUAUCUAUCUAUCUAUCUAUCUAUCUAUCUCAUUCCGGUCACAUCUAUCUAUCUAUCUCAUUCCGGUCACAUCUAUCUAUCUAUCUAUCUAUCUAUCUAUCUAUCUAUCUAUCUAUCUAUCUCAGUCCGGUCAAAUGUGUGUAUGUAUGUAUGUAUGUAUGCAUCUAUCUAUCUAUCUAUCUAUCUAUCUAUCUAUCUAUCUAUCUAUCUAUCUAUCUAUCUGUAUGUAUGUAUGUAUGUAUGCAUCUAUCUAUCUAUCUAUCUAUCUAUCUAUCUAUCUAUCUAUCUAUCUGUCUGUCUCAGUCCGGUCACAUGUAUGUAUGUAUGUAUGUAUGUAUGUAUCUAUCUAAGUCAGUAUAUCUAUCUAUCUAUCUAUCUAUCUAUCUAUCUAUCUAUCUAUCUAUACCAUUUCUCACUUGGGUAGAAUCAUAUGUGAAUGCUCUCUCUCUCUCUGUCUCUCUCUCUCUCUCUCUCUCUCUCUCUCUCUCUCUCUCUCUCUCUCAUCGAAUAGAGCGCGACUUUGUUUGA
Acanthosepion pharaonis is the source of this 726-nucleotide messenger RNA. The record is from the annotation of a GenBank genome assembly. Lineage: Eukaryota; Metazoa; Mollusca; Cephalopoda; Sepiida; Sepiidae.